Lactuca virosa is the source of this 989-nucleotide messenger RNA. NCBI's taxonomy places the organism in Eukaryota, Viridiplantae, Streptophyta, Magnoliopsida, Asterales, Asteraceae. The record is from the annotation of a GenBank genome assembly.
AUGCCUGAGAACCUAGGAUGCGUGCUGGUGGCCAUCGAUGGCAGCAAAGAGAGCAUGAACGCUUUAAAUUGGGCAAUCGAUAACGUCAAGCUUCGUCCCGAGGGAUCUAUAAUAAUUAUUCAUGUUCAAUCACCACCAUCAAUCGCCGUCGGUCUCAAUCCCGGUGCUAUCCCCUUCGGUGGCCCUAGUAGUGUGGAGGUGCCGGUGUUUACUGAAGCUAUUGAGGCGCACCAGCGGCGGAUUACUGAUGCUAUCAUAAAUCAUGCUAUGAAGAUUUGCGCCGAUAAGAAUAUGGAAGUGAAGACACAUAUAGUGAUUGGGGAUCCUAAGGAAAAAAUAUGUGAAGCAGUUGAGGAGUUGCAUGUUGAUUUGCUUGUAAUGGGAUGCCGCACUUUUGGUCCUAUCAAGAGGAUGUUUUUGGGAAGUCUUCAUUGGAGGAUCCUGGUCAACACAAGUCAAUGUUCUUCUAAUAAGCUUCCAUUCUUGGCAAAAGCUAUAGUAUCUGGUGCCAAAAUUUGGAGUCGGUUUUGUGGGUUUGUCCUGAGGCCACUGCACCUUACCCUUUCAGAGUGUGAAAGGGAAUACCAUAUAGGGUGUUUGAGGGCACAUAAGAAGAUGGAUCUGAAGGUGUGCUUUCAUUUUGGAGGAAUCAGAAUCGGAAUCACCAAUUCUGAUGUGAAGUGGAUUGUUUUCCUUGGGAAAGAUGUUUCUGAUGACAACAAAGCGUUGCUUUCACAAGCGGUUGAUAUCUUCAGUCAUUUUCAUAAUAAAAAAUAACUUAUAUUAUAUAUGCGUGGUUUUGGUAUAGUUGAGUGAAUACAGACAAACAUUGACAUCAAUGGUGACGUUCUAAGUAACAUCUUUGUUAGAAAUGGAGGUGGUGGGUCCUCAAGGUGGAAUUACUUUUCAUGAUGAUUUUCGUUUUAGUCUUUGCAUUGAGAAGUAAAGUAAACAAUGAAUGAAUGAUUAAUGAAUACCUUUUGGUGGAU